Eutrema salsugineum is the source of this 1576-nucleotide messenger RNA. RefSeq names its product mediator of RNA polymerase II transcription subunit 27. Gene Ontology annotation, molecular function: transcription coactivator activity. The transcript is spliced from 7 exons. The coding region runs from base 123 to 1358 and encodes 411 amino acids. The record is from RefSeq and is a predicted model, not a curated record. Gene Ontology annotation, biological process: regulation of transcription by RNA polymerase II. NCBI's taxonomy places the organism in Eukaryota, Viridiplantae, Streptophyta, Magnoliopsida, Brassicales, Brassicaceae. Gene Ontology annotation, cellular component: mediator complex.
GUGGAUUCGAACGUAUAAAUCUCAGUCCGGGGAAUCAAAUUGAAGUUGGAGAUCACAGUUCAGUGAAUUCAAGUUGAAAUCGAGAGAGAGAGAGAGAGAGAUUGAUCCUUGAAUCACUGCUUAUGCAGCCUUUACAUCAAUCCCAACUUCUCCAGAACUCGGCCGAGGCGGCGAACAAUCAGUCGGAAUCGGAAUUGGACGCGCCGCCGAAGCAGGUGGCUCAGGCCAUGGAUCGACUUAACCAAGCGGCUAGAGUUAUCGCCGAUAUCCGCCUCGGCGCCGACCGUAUCCUCGAAGCCAUGUUCGUCGCUUCGCACCCUCGCCACACCGACAUGCCCCUUCAGCUCUUCCUCAGAGAAGACGCCUCCAUGCGUCAACACCUUCAGGAUCUCCGAUUAAUCGGGAAGAAGCUAGAAGAAUCUGGAGUUCUCACUGAAUCUCUCCGGUCAAGAAGUAACUCAUGGGGUCUUCACAUGCCACUGGUCUGUCCAGAUGGUGCAGUCGUUGCCUAUGCUUGGAAAAGACAGCUUGCUGGCCAAGCUGGUGCGUCUGCUGUAGAUAGAACCAGGUUAGCUCUCAAGGCCUUCACGGAUCAGAAAAGACGAUUCUUUCCUCACAUUGACGAUGGUUCAAAGAUGGAACCAAGUUCUAAAAAACAUCAUGCCUCCCAUUCGCCAUUUGAACAUGGAAGAGAGCAACCGGUUGAUAACAAAACUUUGCCAGAUAUACAAUCGAGUUUAGAGAAUCUGGUCCCGAAUGUGAAGGUGUCUACUUAUGGACGGUUGAGCUGGCUGAAAAGAGCUAAUUCGUUACCUGUGUCAGGUAGUGAUGAUCCAACAGAAGCAUCGAAACCUUUCUUCCAGAGUUCUAGUAAGCUGAGAUCAGGGCUACAGGCUGAAGUUGCUGAUAAGGUUGCUGUCAUUGAAUUAUCAGUACCAUCUGUAUUCAGAGCUAUAGUCUCGUUGAAUCCACCUGGUUCUGUUGAUCCGGAUGCAGUUGCAUUCUUCUCUCCAGAUGAGGGAGGUAGCUACUUGCAUGCGAGAGGCUUCUCCGUUUAUCAUGUUUACAAACACAUCACGGAACAUGCUGCAACGGCCUUGCAAUAUUUCCUCGGCUUUGGUACCGGAGGUGGAACUCCUCUCUACUCUCUUCUGCUAUGGAUAUGCAGUUUUGAAUCACUAUUUAGCAAACCAUGCAGUAAAUGUGGAAGGCUAUUAGCAAUGGAUCAAAAAUCUGCUUUAAUCCUACCUCCUCUACACCGGCCUUACCAGGAGUUACCUCAUGUGGUCAAAACUGGGGAAGCCAACCUCGACGCUUGUGAAGCUUACCAUGCCGGUUGCUCUCCAGAUGAUUCCUAGUGAUUAGGCUAGAGAAAAAAAACAUUUCGUAUGGAUCACUUAAAAGGUCAAAGAAUUAACUUUUUAAGAACAUUUGUAUGGAUCUAUAAUAUCUGCUUAACUCCUUGGCACCUCUGGCUUGUGUCCCAUGUUAAGGUUAGAUGUGAUUUCACAAAACAUCCGCUUUCCUCCUUGACAUUUAAGCGACAAAUAAGCUAAUGGAAACUGAUGUUAUAUCA